Lentinula edodes (shiitake mushroom) is the source of this 597-nucleotide messenger RNA. RefSeq lists its product as uncharacterized. The record is from RefSeq and is a predicted model, not a curated record. Gene Ontology annotation, biological process: iron-sulfur cluster assembly. Bases 1 to 597 code for a protein of 198 amino acids. Gene Ontology annotation, cellular component: mitochondrion. The transcript is spliced from 3 exons. Gene Ontology annotation, molecular function: iron ion binding; 2 iron, 2 sulfur cluster binding; 4 iron, 4 sulfur cluster binding. NCBI's taxonomy places the organism in Eukaryota, Fungi, Basidiomycota, Agaricomycetes, Agaricales, Omphalotaceae.
AUGGCCUCCAAGAUUACUCCCCGAAUCUUCAGACAUGUAUCUCGGUCUUUAACCAGAGAUUUUCCCCGCACUAGAACCAACUUUUACCUCUCAACUACACGCGUUUGUGCUUAUUCAGCCUCCGCACCUCGGAAAACAACUACUGUUACCCAACAUCUUCCUUCUUCCCCAACUGUCCUUCUUUCUUUACCCUCUACUGAGUAUCUUGAGCAAGAAGAAAUUGACGUUAAGCUUCUACCUCCUGAAGAUGCCAAGGUAAUAAUCACCGAUAGAGCUGCGGAGCAAUUACGAAAGAUGUCUGAACGAGAGCAAGAUCCAGAUGCUGCUCUGAGGGUGGCGGUAGAAUCUGGGGGAUGUCAUGGCUACCAGUACAAAAUGGAGUUAGCGAAGAGUCGGUCUUUGGAUGAUUAUCAUUUCUCGCACCCUACAAUCAAACCUUCAAAUAUCCUUGUCGAUGCCGUCUCACUUACUUUACUGAAUGGGGCCACGAUAGAUUUCGCGACUGAACUUAUUGGGAGUAGUUUCCGAAUAUCCGAAAACCCGCAUUCGAAAGGUAGUGGGUGUGGAUGUGGAGUCAGUUGGGAACUCAAAACAUAG